Daktulosphaira vitifoliae (grape phylloxera) is the source of this 1717-nucleotide messenger RNA. RefSeq lists its product as uncharacterized. The record is from RefSeq and is a predicted model, not a curated record. The transcript has 2 exons. Bases 244 to 600 code for a protein of 118 amino acids. NCBI's taxonomy places the organism in Eukaryota, Metazoa, Arthropoda, Insecta, Hemiptera, Phylloxeridae.
UGUCUGUGUAACGUUUGACUCCGCCCAUUGUAAAACGACUUGUGGCGCGGGCUCGUACGACCGUUACAACGAUUGAUUUUUCAAAUUUUAAAAUUGCCAAUGCACUUGCAGCCGUGUCGGCCCGUCCCAUCAUCUGCCGACCGUUCGCGUUUAUUUUUCUGAGCACUUUAAGGUUAACUUUAAGUUCAUAUAAUUAAUAUAUUUUCAUCGACUGUUGUUUUUCGGUAUUUCUGAGUCUUAACAAUGGUUCUAUCAGACGUCAACAACUUGGGCGGUGCAAAAAAAUCAGCAGCCGAACGUUGGCUACGACAGCGCAACGGGCAACGAGCGUCAGCGGCCCGUUGCAUAUUCGGCCCGCCCGAGAAACGAGCUCAUCUUAUGGUAAUAAUGCGAAACGAGACUGAAAUGGAACGGAAACGAAUAGAGUUUGCGUCAAGAUACGAACCUGUUGGCCUGUCAACCUCCGAACUUCGCUCGUUUUACGACGGACUUCUCAGAUCUCCAUCACAUAAUAUAAUAGAUAACCUUAAGCAUAAAAAAUUGGACCAGCAGCACAAGAUUUGUAAUAAAUCCGAAAACGAUGGGAGAAAUCAAAAAUGAAUUUACUCUUAGAAGAGGAGCCAAAACAUGUCUUGUCGUAAAGAUCUCUCGCCUAACCUUUAUGUUUUAAGAUUUUUUUAUUAUCUUCUAAAUCUAUCUAAUAUUAUCAUCUCAUCUACUUUAUAAAAAAUCUAUGGUUUGGGAAAAUUGGGCUAUUUUAUACAUUUCUUUUUUACUUUUAAAUUUGCAUUAGGUUAUACAUUUUUGUAAAUAGUCGGGACAAAUUGAUUAACUAUUACGUUGAAUUGGUUAUAUAUGACGACAGUUAUAGUGUAUAACUGGACUUUAUGAUAAUAUUAAACAAAAUAGAACAACGACGUUGUUGCUAAUCUAAUAUUCUUAAAAACACCGUAAUAAUCAGUAGCAUUGCCGAGAUAACAGAGGUCAAUAAAACUAUCAAACAACGCAUUUAUUAUUAAUAUACUAUAUAACCUAGUAGUAGUAUAAAAAAUACUUUGCUUUAUCUUCUUUAACUGGGAUAUUGAAUUUUGAGUUUUUUUUUUUCACAUUUAAAAUGUUUUCCCUGUUGUAAAAUAUUUAUCACGACAGAUACUCAUGAUAAUGGCUACAACAUUGUAGCUAUUUCAAAAAAUAUAUAUGCAAUAUAUAUGCUAGUCUAAUAAUUUGUUACGGAGAGAAAAAAUAUUUAUGCGUUAUUUAAGUAUAAAUAAGUAAAUUUAUAAGUUGAAAAAAUAUUUAUUAUAUAUUAUUGAAACUAAACAAAGAAAUCAAUGAUUUCAUAUUAGGGUUAUACAAUACGAGUAUUUGAAACUUGUGUGUACUUCUUAAAGGUCUAAAAUUAAAAAGGCAUUUAUGUAUUAUCAAUCACUAUUAUUGUAUUUUAAUUAUUAUUUUAUUUUUAACAUCAUAAAUAUGUCAGAUUUUAAAUUGUUAAAAACUUUAAAAAAUGAUGAUUUUUGACAAUAUAUUUUUUGUGUAUUUUUUAUUACCAAUAUUUUGGUGUUUUUAUUUUAUUUAUAAGAAUUUUUGUCCAUAAAAAAUAAUUAGGUUAGUUUUAAUAUAAUUAUUAAAAUAUUUUUUUAAAGAAAAUUAAUGCUGGUUGCUCAAAUAAAAUUAAUUGAAAAAAAUCAAUAAUAGUUAAAAAAAAAAAAAAUAA